Molecule: messenger RNA, 2168 nt
Organism: Talpa occidentalis (Iberian mole)
Lineage: Eukaryota; Metazoa; Chordata; Mammalia; Eulipotyphla; Talpidae
Product: actin-like protein 8
Exons: 4
Coding region: 739-1842 (367 amino acids)
Biological process (GO): skeletal muscle thin filament assembly
Cellular component (GO): actin filament; striated muscle thin filament; stress fiber
Source: RefSeq, a predicted model, not a curated record
GGAAGAAGGAGUCCAGAGUGAAGAAUUGCUGUCCCCUCCCCCACCUGGUUUCUGCACUGCCUGUAAAAGCUUAAUAAAGCUUGAGAAAGCCACCGCGGGCUCUAAGACUCUCCUUUACCUUGUCUGCGGGGAUCAUAGAAAACCUGCUGGGUGCCCAGCCUGCCCGUACAGUUGGCCUGGUCGGCAGAAUGAUUGGAUGCAGACAGAUAUGGAGCCCUGCAAAGAUCUCAGAAGGGACUGAGGAGCAGACUGUUUGCCCAUGACAAUGCUUUGCAAGCCAUGGCAGCACAGAUUGCGAGCCAUGGCCGCACAGGAGGUGACCAAAGUCCAGGAGCUGUGGGAAGAGCUGGAGACACUGCAGGAGCACAGGAGGUGGACAAGGCCCGGGAUCUGCAGGACGAGACCUCCCCUGGAGGAGAAGACAGACCAGGAGGACCAGCCCAGGACCCCUGAGGCAGCUAGAUCGUCAAGGAAGGAAGGACCAGAUUCGGAGCUCAGCAGUGCUGAUGCAGGAAGAGACUGGUGGACUUGGAUUGACAAUCCCACCAGAAGGCGGAGGGACUUUGGCAGGGGCCUUUCUUCUUCCCCCCUGCAAAGAGCUGGAACAGAGCUGCCAAAGUUGGAGAAUCCUUCAUUCAGCUGAACAAUCUUUGAUUCACCGUAAGCAUGCUUUCAACUGACAGUUGGCCCUAGUUUGCCCAACAUCCUUGCAGAGCCUCUCCCACUGCUGCCUCCACCAUGUCUUCAAGAACCAUUAUCAUCGACCACGGAUCUGGCUUUCUGAAGGCCGGCUUGUCUGGAUGGAAUGUGCCCCAGAUGGUCUUUCCGAGCAUUGUGAACUACCUACCCUGCAGGGAGAACCCUGGUCCCAGUUCUGCCCGGAGGCGUGUGAGUCUAGGCAUUGAUUUUUGCCAUCCUGACACCUUUAGCUACCCCAUACAGCGUGGCCGUGUCAUCAACUGGGAAGGUGUGGAGCACAUCUGGACAGUUGUUGUGAAGGAGUGCAUGAGACGGGAGCAUGAGGACUCCCCUGUAAUAGUCACAGAAUUCCCCUUGGGAGAGCCUGCAGACCGACAGAAGACCAUGGAGAUUAUGUUUGAGUUACUGAAUGUCCCCUCCAUACUCCUGGCAGACCAGCUGGAGAUGUCUCUCUAUGCAUCGGGCCUUCUAACAGGCGUGGUGGUUGAUUCUGGACACGGCCUGACCCGCGUGCAGCCCUUCCAUCUGGGCCGCCCCGUAUGCUCCAGCAGGAAGACGCUGGAGUUCGGGGCCCAGGACCUCUCUGCCUAUCUCUUCAAGAGCGUCUUUAAGGAGGCAUGCAAUGAGCAUGACUUGUUUCAGUUGGAUACAGUUGCCGCCAUCCAGACGAGUAAGUGUUAUGUUCCACAAAGUUUUGAGGAGGCUCUGGAGUUCCAUCAGAACUUGCCGAGUGGUUUGGAUGAGAGCAACACCUACCAGCUCCCAGACGGCACCACUGUGGAGCUGACUGCUAUGCAGCGACUGGCUCCAGAGAUGUUCUUCAGCCCCCAGAGGUUCGGCCUGCCAGGUCUGGGCCUUCCGCAGGUGGUGCGUGACUCCAUUGAGACCUGUGACGCCUCCAUGCAGCCGACACUCGUCUCCCACUUGAUGGCCUGUGGGGGCAACACUCUCUGCAUUGGCUUCAUAAAGCGCCUAUAUGAAGAGUUGAUCACUAAUCACUUCUCCUCCACCAAGGCAACCAUGUGGGUAGGUUCCAACAGAAACUUCAGCGUCUGGCUAGGGGCAUCUGUUGUGGCUCAUCUGUCCACUUAUAGGUCUCAGUGGAUGACCAAAGGGGAGUAUGACGAGCAGCUGCGUGUGUGAUGAUCUGCUGCUGACUCCCAUCACAGAGACAUGCGCAGGUUGAUUGCAGUAAGGGGGUCUGGGCAGAGGUGGCAUUAGCUGGCUUUGAAAUUCUGAGGUCAGGGUUUUAUCUUGUUUCACAAGCAGUAUCCAAGCGUAGGGUGUCACCUCUGGAAACACUCGGUGGUCUCUUACUGGAUGGGAGUGUUCAUCUGCCACAUCUGUGUCUGAAGCCACUUGUUUUUCAUUGACUUCUGUUUGAGUGAUCUCAGCCUUCUGGGUGGAGUAGGUUUUAGCUGGGGCAAGAGGGAUUAGGGCCAUCUGGUUGCAAUUCUAAUUAGUUUUGA